AUGGCGCGGCGGCUAGGAUGGUGUCGCGACGCCUCGCGUCAGCGUCGCUGAGACCGUCGACGACGGAGGCAACAGUGGUGGCCAACGCAUCGCGUCAGCGCGGUAUCCGCCAUAUUGGCCGCGAGGAACCUGUUUAAACUACGCGAGGAAGAGAGAGAUAGAGAGAGAGAGAGAGAGAGAGAAAAAGAGAGAGGGAGAGAGAAAGAGAGAGAGAGAGAGAGAGAGAAAGACUGCUCUCUUACGAACCUUCGUCCGAGAUCCGGCCGUGGGGGUGAGAAACGAGGGCGUGUAGCACAUAGAAGAGCGUGUGUGUGUGCUAGCGCGAUCCUAAGUGUGUGCGCGACAAGGGAAACGAAGAAGGUGGUCGGUGGUGGUGGAGGAAAAGGGCAAUCGCGUCGUGGGACACGCCGAGAUACGCCUCGAACGUUUUCCACCACGCCACACGGUGAAACGGGGUGAAAGACGGCCCGGCCCGUUGGAACAUAGAGAGGGAGAAGGGAGAAGAAGAGAGAGGCUGCAAGGAAGUGUACACUCUGGUGAUAGUGGCUAGGAAAGUGUCAGCGUAAAAAGUGUCCCGUGCUUCGAGCCGGAUCGGUGGCUACGAUCGUAGUACCACCCUUGGCCUACACCCUAUCGCUCCGAGCAACUCGAUGACCCUGUUCCGUUUUUUUUUUUUUUAUUUCCGACAAACUUGCGCCAUCGAUCACCGAUCGCGACUGAUCGUUGAACGACGUGUAAUAUAGUCGAUGCAUAGUGCACACGUUGAUAACUCGGGUCGGCCAGUGUAAAAUUCUUUCCAUGCGACCUCGUGUAUAAACGAGAGCACGCGUUCACGGGGUUCAGUAACAUCGUUCGUUCAGCAGCUACCACUCGAUUCGAUCGACAGAACCAACCCAUCACGUUCGUAUUUCGUGUUCGCGAUCACGUACGAUCGUCGAUCGUCGAGAGUGUAUUCGAUAGGAGGGAGAGAGGAUCAAAUUGGAGAAAAACGUUCUGGGUAGUUCCGGUGGAAACGACGCGGCUCGCGAGAAACUCGAGGCGGAACGUAAGCGGGUUAGCUGGUCGGUGUCCAGCGUGACAGCGCCGUGGGCUUGUCUCUCCCUCUGGUCUCGACUUCUGCCAAUCAAUAACCAGCGCACCGACUCGUUCACGCUCCGCUCUCUGCCUUCCUCUCCCUUCUCUCUCUCUCUCUCGCUCUCUCUUUCACUCUCUCUCUCUCUCUCUCUCUUUCUCUCGUCCUAUCCGUUUCCCUCGUUACCGUUCACCGUUCAAACUUCCCUCUCUGUCUCCCCCAGCCCACUCGAUACGCUUGAAUGACAAACGCAAGCCCGAUAGCGAGUGGAAUCGAAAGGGUUUAAAAGAAUUGCCCGGAUGAAUUGAGAGGCUCGUGUUUGCUCGGCGAUGCCUUUCCGUUUCUCUCUUCCGCCCGAUUCGCGCCGUUCUCCUCUGUCCCUGCGCGCUCCGAUCGCGUCCCGCGUUUCUUCUCCCCUCGCUUCCACUUGCUGCUAGCUUUCGCCGCCCUUUCAGCGGCUACAAACACGAGACUCUCCGUAUCCAUCCUUUACUAUCCUUCUUGAUAACGAUAUACGGCGAGCAGAAGCAACAGCAGGCUGUGCGUGUUUCGGGACGAGAGGACGAGCACGAGGACGGCAACUCGCGACGACACGAGAGCAGAGGCAACGCGUCGCGACGAAACGGAACAGCCAGAGGCGGCGGUAGCGGCGCUCUAGCUGCUGGCGGCGCCAGCGCCCUGCACGCAGCACCUUCAAACAGAGCCACGAAACCUAUUUAUACUCCGUCAACGUAGCGGACGACGCGACGUAGCGAGAACAGCGCCGUGUUCUGGCCGCCCACGCGAGCAACAGCCCGAACGAACCGCGCCGUGAGCUGCACGACCACGAACCUCGAGAGGAGACGAUCAAGACGAGCAACAGCCAGCAGAGGAGACUCCAACCUACUCUCUCGUCCCCGGUCUACGUGUUGCUGCUCGUUACUAAAUAUUCGCCAUAAUAGUUCGCCGCCGUCAUCGUCGUAUCGAAUCGUCGUGCCGAACCGUGGCUGGAGGACGUAUCGCAGUUAACCGGUGGAGCAAUUCGGUGGAAUUCGUGAAACGCUCGUCAUCCAUCCAUCCAUCCAUCCAUCCCGUCGUACACACUCCUGCUUUCCAACGAUUCGAAAUUAGAAUCGUUCUACUGGUUGGCCGAUAGAGAUAGAGAGAAAAUAGAGGUUCGUUGGUCGUCGUGGUGGUGUCGAUGGACAGCGACGAAAUCCUCAUGGGACAGGAUCAACGACAGUGGAGUCUGGCUAGCGGCACGGCCACCGGAGCCCACCCAUAGGGGACGCCAUUGAGACUCUAUCUUUCCCUUGGCGUGUGAUCGACCGUCGCGCAUCCGCCUUCCCUUCUCGCGUCGUGUGCCGAUCUGCGCGCUCUACACCACCGCGGCGGUUGCUCUCCUGUCGCCGGAGCUGCUCCGCUCGCUGGAUGGGGUUGGGUGUCGUCGUGGUGUCGCCUUGCUGUUGGGUGUCGUUGAACGCGUCUCGCUGGUGAUCGUGUUGCCGGCGAACGAGUGGAAGAAGAAGAAGAAGAAGAAGAGGAGGAGAAGGAGGAGGAGGAGGAGGUGGAAAAGGAAGCUCUGUUUAGGGAGCUUUUCAAGGCUGGACGAGCCAGCGGGCGGGAAAUGGCCGGUGGUGUACUGUUAUAAUGCUUGAGGACGAUCCGCUGGCUGGACCAAGGCGCGCCGAUUCGUUGACCGAUUGUUGUUGCUCAAACACCGACGUUGCUACCGACCUCGUUGAGAUCAACGUUGAUAGCGUCGUGGAGAACAUCGUCGAGGGAGUCGGUCGCGAACAGACUACGAAGAAGAGCACAGUGACGAAGGGGCGGCUCGCGUAGCCCGAGAGCAUCGUUGUGCGUGUGGUGCGUGGUGCGCGCGUAUGUGUCCGUCCGUGAGUGAGUGGCACGAGUGAAAAAGGUUGAGGCGAUCGUAACAUACGCGACGAGGGCUGCGAAGAGCGCGUGCUGGGAGCAUGCAGGGUUCGGGCGAGGCCCGAAGAGGCCUUAGUCCCGCGGGUGGACCGGGAUAAGGUUCAGCGAUACGAUUCACGAGUACCGCACCGGAAGUGACGAAGAGGAUAACGAAGUUGGGAUUAAACGGCUGCUUGGUCGCGUUCGCUCGACCAAGUGAACGUCCUUAAGCUGAGAUCGCAGGGACGCGGGAAGCGAGCUGGACUCGCUUUCGGGCGCAUGGAACAUGAUAGAGAUAUCGUUUGCAGAUGUCGAGCGGAAUCGGUGCAACUGCAAUGGGGAUCGACGUUAGUCACGGGGCAGGGGGUGGCGAGGGUGUCGCCGGUGGGUGCCGGCUCCGCGCGCAGAGCCAAAGCCAGGCGAGCGGAUCGUCGGGCAACUCGCAGCAGUCCUCGCAGCAGCAGCAACAGCAGCAGCAACAGCAGCCACCCUCGUCGCAGCAGCCGCAGCAGCAACAGCAACGCCAGUCAUCCGGAAUCAUGGGCCGCUUGAAGAAGGACAACUGUUGCCUGUGCUGGUGCUGGUGUUGUAGUUGCUCGUGGCAUAAUUGUUUGUCGGCGUUGAGGGGAAAUUCGGCAGGCGCAGGAGGCGCGAUCGAUCAGGGCAAGAAGAAAGGGAACUCGGGUGUGGAACACAGCGAAUUGUGCGACACGGGGAACGGACUCGACGGCUUGGAUGGUCUCGAUGGAAACGUGGAGUGCAACCUGGACGAGAUCAGAUCGUGGGGCUCGUCCUUCGAUAAACUGAUGAGGAGCGACGCGGGCCGUAAAUUCUUCAGGGAGUUCCUCCUCAGCGAGUACAGCGAGGAGAACAUCGCGUUCUGGCUCGCUUGCGAGCAACUGAAACACGAGAGCAAUUCCGAGAAGAUCGAAGAGAACGCACGCUACAUCUACGAUCGUUACAUAUCCACAGUCUCGGAGAAAGAGGUGAGCCUGGACUCGCGAGUGCGCGAAAUAGUGAACCGUAACAUGGUGCAGCCAACGCCGAACACCUUCGACGAGGCCCAGCUGCAGAUCUAUACCCUGAUGCACCGGGACUCGUAUCCCCGUUUCGUAAACAGCGAGAUCUAUCGACGGGCGGCGAGACUGAGCAGCGGAACGACAGGAUCGAGCAAUCAGGAACACGGCAACACGGCCAAGUCGAAGGGGAAGAGGUCCACCACGUAAUCGCUCGUUCAACGACCAAAAAAAAAAAAAAAAGGACGAUGGGGUGGCAGCGGACCAACAGCCUCCGUCUCUCAGUAGGUAGCCCCGAGGCGACAUUGGGGACGCCGCGACGCUGUCAACGCUGGCCGAUGACGACGAAAGCCGGAGGACAUCGGCGUGAAAACAACAAGGAAUAGUAUCAGCUCUAAGAUGUCGCGCCUCGACGAAUCUCUCUGCCCUCGUCAUAAAGCAAACAAAGAAAAGAAAGAAAAUGAAAAAAAAAAAAGAAAUAAAAUAAAGUAAAAUAAAAUAAAAUAAAAUAGAAUGAAAUAAAAAUCGGGAUCUCACGCGUGCGGAGAUUUCGAAGAUUUUCUCCUCUCGUCGGAGAAUACAGGAGAAAGAGGAAAUAAAAAGUUUUCCGAAGCGAAACUCACGAUUCGCUCUUCCACGCGAUGCCACAUCGGGGCCAACGUGCACGAACUUGACGAUGGACUGAACUAAAUAAAUAAAAGUAACUAGAUGAAGAGGAACGACGAGAAAUUGAAAAGAAAGGAGCAAGGACUAGGAUGAAAAGAGAAGAGAAAGGAAAGAGCAGCAUGAAAGGAUCGCGUAUACGUCGCGUUGAUCCAUCGACUCUUUCUUCCAGGACACUAUGGACACACGCUCGUUCACGCGUGACACACGAGUAUAGAUCGAAGAAUCGAGAACACAGAAACACAUACACACGCGGGUCGGUCGGGGAUGACGUUCAUCUUUCAAGGAAGUUCCUAAUUUCCAUCGUUUUUAGCGACUGAUCAUCGCCGAUUAUCUCUCUCUCUUUCUCCCCCCCCCCAACCUCCCGCCAUACACAAACAUAACCAUAAGCACCCCAACCCCUUGCUCGAUAACGAAUCAGUCGUGUUUUUCUCUGUCUCUGCCCGCUCUCGAGCUCUCUUCUUUCUUUUUUCUCUCUUCUUUUCUACCAUUGUUUUUCUUCGUCCCCUGGUUUCAACCCCUCUCUCUUUCUCGCUCUAUUCGGUCGAACCUCUUUCAUCGUACGAGUUAGGGAAGAUCUCGAGAUUGGAGGGAUUUCCUGCGAUAGAAUCGUUUGGAACUUGGGUCGCGAUGAUUAUGUUCUCAUAUUUCGUUAGGACGAUAGAGUCAUUCAAAACAUCAGGAUCCUGCACGAUAACGAUAUUAGCGAAUUUUGACAAGUCACAAUUUCUAGGUCGUAGACAAAUUUUACGGUGUCACGUCCAGAUGAUUUGUAAUUUGUAAACCUCUAAGUGUUUUCAUCGCCAAGCUUACAUUUGUCAAACUGUAUUCGUCAAACCUGUGAAAUUGCGAUUCGUAGAAUUUCACUAAUAAUAUGUACUCGGUUGUGCAAGAGCAUUCGAUAUUGUUCAAUCCUACUUUUCAGUGAUUAAAAUUGCACAAGACAGACAAUGACCCGAGUUCUCGCAGCACAGGGGGCUCUGCAUGCUCCAAGAGACGCGCGAAGAAAUGAAAAUCGCCGAAGCAAUAUCCAUCGCUGGAAACGAUCGUCGUUGAUAGAAUCGAUUAUUGGAUACUUAGAAUCCCCCGAAAUAUCGACGAAAGAGUAGCGAAACGACGAAUAUUCCGUGACGAGGCUCCCAUUAAAAGAAGACACUCUUUUCUCAAUGUCUUGUUGACGAUGAAACGGAUCUCUGUUAAUAGAGGCGGAGAUUAUUUUCAUAGAAAAAUGAGUGACAUUUCGUCUGGUCUUAGGGUGCCCUCAGACGAUCAAUAAUGUCAAUAUUUCAAGAUUCUCAACAUCAUUGCGGCUUGUCAAUAAAUAUUGAUGGUAUCAUCAAUGAUGACGUAUCGUCAAUAUUUAUUGCGACAAACCGUAUUUUCUCGUAUGUUCAAUAUUUAUUGACGAUAUCUAUCGAUCGUCCGAGCAUCUCUUUAUACGUACAAUGAUAUUGAGAGCCUUGAAUAUUGACAAUAAAUAUAUACAUAUAUAUAUACAUAUUGCACGUUUGAUGGCAUCCUUACUUGUAAUCUGACAGACGAACUCGAAGAUCGGCGACGUACGGUUCGUCUCGUCACAAAACGCGAUUUCUGCAACGGGACCAUGAACAGAUCGAAGUAAUUUAUUAGCAAAUAAAUGGUAAAUGGGCCUCGCUCGUGGAAUACUCGUUCGAUGAUAAGUAUGUCGUUCGACUGUAGAAUACCAGGUCAAAGAAUAUCAAAGAACGUUGGCAUAAUUCAAUUACGGAGGCGUUGUGAAGUAUUUUAUUACCAUCGCACUAGCAUCGUAGAAACGUAAGCAGGUUCGCGAAUUUGUUUGUCAAAUUCAUGUACUCGAUCUUGAAUCGCUAAUCCAACGAACCCUCGACACUAUUCUCUGAACGUUCUGCCUCGUUUAAUCGCCGUUUCUUUAAACAUGCCGCGUUGCAUCGGCGAUUCGAGAUCGACCCAGAGGCUACGCGCCUCGACAAUCCGAUCGCUAAUUGAAAUUUAAUUAAUUCAGCCCCUUGCAUUCCGACAUCCCUUCGACUUUCUCCGUUUUGCAUCGAUAUCUUCCAGCAACAAACGAAAACUCUGUAAAGAACUUCGUUUGAAAAGAGUUAGAGAAUACACAGAUACCAUUUUUAUUAUCGAAUACCCAUCGGAACACAGCCAAAGAUCAACCAAAUCGACCGAUCGAAUCGCAUCGUGCGCAAGUAGAAAAUUUCUUCUUUGGAAAGAUGCAAAAGACGAAGAAGAGAGAAGAAGAAAGAAAUCCUCGACGAUCUUCCCUCAUCGACGCCUGCCACAUUGCAAACCUGGAAGCCGUUUCACUUCUAUUUUCGAAGCAGCUAAUGAACGAAGCAGCUCGUCGUCCCCGAACAGCGUACACCAAGUUACUGCCAGCGAGACGCACCGUGGAUCGAACACGCCACACGUGGAUGACCAAGAAACGAAGGAAACGAGGAGUAAAAAUGAUGCACGAUCUAGUCAGAAUCGCUCGAAGACGAUGGCGUGGAUGAAAGAAAAAGGCCUAAGCGAGAAAGUUUUCAACUUGGACCGCGAGUUCCAACUGACAUUUGGAAUAUCGUUCGUCGUACUGUCGAUGCGACGGCGAGAACGGAGUAUCGCGUCGCGUGACGUUUCUUCGUCUCCUAUCGGUGCACAAAGUCCUUGUUAACAUAAUUUCGUUACUUUAUCGACGAGGCAAUGCAACGGAUACCAUUCGUUCUUCUUCUUUUUUUUUCUUUUACAAAGACGGCGAACGAUCGAAGAAGUUGGAACGCGACGCGAUAUCUUCGAUUCUCGCGCCAGACGUUCAAGCUCGCUCGGAGAUUGUUCGACGCUGUGUAAACGACCGACAAAUUUUUUUUACACCCGCGAUUCAUUAUCGAAGGUACUUAAUCGAUGUUUAAAGGCUGUUACUUUACGCGGUCGAACGUUCGACAAGUUGAUCUCACCACGAUGGAUCUCACAGCAGCGCGCUCGAAAGGAGGAAAAGAUAAGAGUAAAAUAAAGAAAACGAGGAAUGAGCGUGGAACUGCGAAAGCGGAAACGAACCGAAUUUAAGCGUGCCUCGGACGAGACACGCGCUCCAGCACACGCACAUGAACAGACACGUGACCAGGGUUCCACAUCGCUCUCGCGAACCGCACAAAUUUACCCAUCCAACGACCACGAGUAAAAAUAAAACCGAUGGACACCUGAACUGGAGUCACGUUCCUCUGUGUUCGCGCUGUUUCAUCCCUGACCUUGCAAACCAAAAGAAACAACAACAAAACGUAAGCAUUAAAAGAAAAAAAGCGAAAAAAGUAAAAAAACGAUUAAAAAUCUGAGUCUACAGUUCUUUGUAUCGACACUUUCAUUUGAUACUACCACUUUCUUCUUGUUCCACAAAUUUUCUAUAAUCUUUACUUUCCCGUGAUAACGACGCAGGGUUGAAAUACGCCCCUGGCCACGUGGCUGCGCCAAGAAUAAAAAAAGAAAAAAAAAAAAAAAUAAAAAGAGAAAUCGCUCGCCCGAAACUCGUCGAUCAGCGACGCUUAGGGGAAAGACGCGCGAAAUCGUCGCGAGCCGAUUGCACAGGAAAAAACAGCAGAGAAUAAAAAAAGCAAAGAGUGAAAAAUACUAAAAAAGUUCGUACAGUCAGUCACAGCGGUUGGCUACUGCCCUGUAGAUAAUAUUCUAGAUAGUAAACACGAUGGCGGAGGAAGGAGGAUAAAACUAAUUAUACAUGCGAAUAUAUGAAUAUACAUAAUAUAUAUAUAUGAAUAUAAAAAGAAUCCAAAACAAGAAUAUAUAUAUAUAUAUUAUAAAUAUAUAUGAAAUCUCACCUACACAUAAACAAACACAUACACGCGCGCGCGCGCGCGCGCACACACACACACACUCAUGUGCUACAUAUGUUCGGCAUUAUAAAUAUGGUGGCAGGGUGCGAAUCGCGCGCACGAGGGGGAGAGAAAGGGCGGGAGAGAGUGGGAGGGAGUGAGCGCAAAGGUGAGAAAGAGAGACAAAUAUCGGACGAUUUUUUCAUUCUUCCGUAUUCCAAUUCCCCAUGCGAGAAGACAUCAUUCGCGAUCGAGCAUUUCACAGGCAGAAGCAGACGCUUUACAACCCCCGUCUCGUUGUUUUCCACCCUCCGACUGAUCGAUCAAAUAACGACGAAACGGUUCAUCCUUUCUCCUCCCAUUGACCACUGUCGUUUCACGCGUGAUCUCAUUUAAACACAUCUCUAAAACGAAGAAGAGAACGAUUAUGGUGGACAGAAACUGAUUUUUAUAUACGAUCAUAUCCAAUCAUUUCCUCCUCCUCGUCCCUGUUCAGUCGUGAAACGAUAUUGACGUACGCACGACGUGUAUGUCGAUGAAAUACGAAGGAAAAGGCGACUUCUACCGGAAGCAACGAGACACGAAGCGAUUCCUCGCUAAAGCAUCUGCCCCUGGAAACGGGGAUGGAAAAGAAUGACGCGGGGGUUGAUGUGCGCGAAGACGGGGCAAGAAACGAGAAACGCCGGUGGAAAAAGAAGUGAAUUACGGUGAAAUUGGUCGAGCGUCAUCUUCUCUAAUAAACGCACAAUUUUUCUGAACCUUCGAUCCCCUGCUUCUUUCUUCCGGUAUCCCUUUUAUAACAUAACAAGAAAGAAAAAAAAAAGAAGAGGAAAAAGAAGAAGAAAAUCGUCGUUCGAUUUCGAUUACGCGAUUCCUUUUGUACAUCACUUUGAACGACAAUAUUUGUACAGCACCGGUGAACGCCCACCGCGGAACCUUUUCGUUACCGCACACGAUCGUUCAUUUUGUGUCGAUUCCUUUAAGAAUCGUGAAACACACCUCUAAGUUUUUUACCCCGAACGUUUUCGCGACUAGACACACGACGGAGUUCUCCUCCCUGCUUCUUUUAGCUCGUCACAACCGGCGGAACAACGGACAAUAGGCAAUAAGAGAGGGAUGGAAAUGUGAGGGUUAAUAAACUGGUGAAACAUUGAA
Molecule: messenger RNA, 9605 nt
Organism: Bombus pyrosoma
Lineage: Eukaryota; Metazoa; Arthropoda; Insecta; Hymenoptera; Apidae
Gene: Dhit
Product: regulator of G-protein signaling 17
Exons: 5
Coding region: 3274-4191 (305 amino acids)
Source: RefSeq, a predicted model, not a curated record